Danio aesculapii is the source of this 4182-nucleotide messenger RNA. RefSeq names its product uridine-cytidine kinase 2a (gene uck2a). The record is from RefSeq and is a predicted model, not a curated record. Gene Ontology annotation, cellular component: cytosol; cytoplasm. NCBI's taxonomy places the organism in Eukaryota, Metazoa, Chordata, Actinopteri, Cypriniformes, Danionidae. Gene Ontology annotation, molecular function: kinase activity; ATP binding.
AAAGCAGCUCGAGCCUCAGUCGCGCACUGGCAGCAUGGCAGGAGACAGCGACAGCAAGCUGGACAAUCACGCCGAAAACGAGCAUGUUGACUGGCAACCUUUCCUCAUCGGGGUAGCCGGCGGCACUGCCAGCGGCAAGUCAUCAGUUUGUGGGAAGAUUAUGGAGCUGCUGGGCCAGAAUAAGAUCGACCAUCACCAGAGGCAGGUGGCCAUCCUCAGUCAGGACAGUUUUUACAGGGUACUGACCCCUGAACAGAAGGCUAAAGCUCUGAAGGGACAAUUUAACUUUGAUCAUCCAGAUGCGUUUGAUAAUGAGUUGAUAGUCAAAACCCUGUGUGAAAUCAUGGAGGGAAGAACGGUCCAAAUUCCAGUCUACGACUUUGUUACGCAUUCAAGGAAAGAAGAAACGGUCACUGUUUACCCAGCGGACGUGGUUUUAUUUGAAGGCAUCCUCAUGUUUUAUUCGCAAGAAAUCCGCGAUCUGUUUCAGAUGAAGCUGUUUGUGGAUACAGAUGCAGAUACACGUCUGUCCCGCAGAGUCCUGAGAGACAUCAGUGAGAGAGGUCGUGACCUGGAGCAAGUGCUAAACCAGUACAUAACAUUUGUUAAGCCUGCCUUUGAGGAGUUCUGUCUGCCGACAAAGAAGUAUGCUGAUGUGAUCAUUCCAAGGGGAGCUGAUAAUCUGGUUGCCAUCAAUCUGAUAGUUCAGCACAUUCAGGAUUUUUUGAAUGGAGGCUUGACCAAACGCUUGAACGGAUGCCUCAACGGCCACACACCCCGAAAACGGCAUCCGUCAGAGUCCAGCAGCAGGCCGCAUUGACCAGAUCUCCACCACUACGUCAGGGAAUGAAUGUCUGAAGGACGGAUGGAUUGCUUGAGCAUUCUGUUAAUUAGCCAACACUGUAUAUGACGAAAACAAACAAAAAAAAAUCUAAGACUGCCUUUGCUUUCACUCUGCUUUCUUUUGUUUUGGACUGGCUACACUUGACAUUUUAUGGAGUUUCAAAGCUUCUGCGAUUUGUUAAAGGUCAAAAUGGAUAUUUCCUCAUUAUUUAUUUUUAUUUUUUGUACCUCUUUAAGACUGUUGCGUCAAAAGGGGGGAAAUGCAGAUAAUUAAACAUUACAUGACUCUGUGAUAACGAGGAUUGAAUAUUAAGUUAUUUUUAUUUUAUACCUAUAGAUCUUUUUAAUAUCAGAAAGGACUACAUUUGCAAAUUUAUUUAAAUACAAUUUUUUUUUUUUUUUUUUUUUUGCAUCACUAAAAUGCUCUUUGGAGGCCAAAAACGAUUGUUUUAAAUUCACUUUUAUUUUUUCUUGAUUACAAGGUUUUAAUAUUCUGGCAUUAUUUAUAUAAAUUUAUAAUAUCAGUGUUUCUUGCAGAGAGAUAAACAUUUAUCUCCCGCUUGCUUAACUUGAACUUUUCAGGCAGUGCUGCUACGUCACAACAGGCCUCUCAGGGUGUAGUUAUUUAAAAUAACAACCAUAAGGCUGUAUUUUACAGUAUGCAGAAGACACCUCUGAAUUUAAAAGGGAACUAACUGAACAAUUUGUGAAUGUGGUCCAUCUUAUGUACAUGUAUCACACUCUGAUAUGAAAUAAACUGAAAGUGAUAUUUAGUGUAACACUGAUUAUUUACAAAGAUAACAUCUGAUCCUCAUUAAACAUGGUCAUGUACUUUAAAUCAAGCUCAGUGGUUGAUUGUGCAGUAUGAAAAAUGAUCUGUUUGUCAAGAGAUUUAUGUUCAUAUACUAUGCACUGUACCCUUGACUCUAAUAAUGCAAUUUGACACUCAGUUUAUGACUCUCUUUAAUUAGAUUCGUGAGAGGCAUUUAUACAAACAUUUGCUUACUUGAAAGGAAUUCUCAGAGUUUCUUCUGGUAUUCUUUCUUUCUGUUAUUGUCGGCUUUUAAACUGAUUGAACCACUAUGCCACCUGUGUUUUGUGACCUUUUUUUAGGCUACCCAUAGAAAAUACACCAUGAUGCCACUUUGGUCAGUCUUUGACAACUCACCAAAGAGUUAAUUUUAGCAUUUUUCAACACUUUUGCAAUUUAAUACGUUUAAUUUUCAAGCAUUUUAUGUGGAUCUUAAAUGGAAAAGUCACUGACCAACUUUAAUUCUGCCAUAACUUACUCAACCAUGUCUACUUCCAAACCAGAUAGAUUUUUGUAUCGUUGUUGUUCUGUUGUGUCAUGGUGGCGCAGUGGGUAGCAUGAUCACCUCACAGCAAGAAGAUUGCUGGUUUGAACCUCUGCUGGGCCAGUUGGCAUUUCAGUGUGGAGUUUGUAUGUUCUCCUCGUAUUGGCGUGAGUCUCCUCCGUGUGCCCCACAGUGCAAAGACAUGCCCUAUAGGUGAAUUGGAUAAGCUAAAUUGGCUGUAGGGUAUGUGUGUGAAUGAGAGUGUAUGGAUGUUUCCCAGUGUUGGGUUGCGGCUGAAAAGGCAUCUGCUGCGUAAAUCACAUGCUGGAUUAUUUGGCGUUUGAUUCCGCUGUGGCAAGCCCUGAUUUAUAAAGGGACUAAGCCGAAAAGAAAAUGAAUGAAUGAAUGUUGUUCUGUUGAUCAGAAAAGAAGAUAUUCUGAAGCAUGUUGAAAACCUGUAACCAUUGACUUCCAUAGUAUUGGUUUUUCCUACUAUGGAUGUCAAUGGUUACAUGUUUUCAACAGUCUUCAAAAUAUCAUCUUUUGUGUUCAACAGAAUAAACUCAAAGUGGUUUGGAACAAACAAAGGGUGUGUAAAUGAUGGCAGAUUUAAAUUUUUUUUUGGUAAACUAUACCUGUAUAGCUACAAAGAAGCACUUGUUCAUGUGAACCAGAACAAUCCAACCUUUAAACCUGACUGUAAAAUUUCCCUUUGACCUUAAAAUUGGAUAAUCGUUGAUCCAUGAACUGUUCCUGUUCAGCAUAAUUGUAUUGUAUUUAUUUUCUGGUUGGCCCGCAUUCGCAUUGCUGCUAUGAUACAGGGUGACACAUUUUAUCUUGUGUAAAAAAAUUACAGGUGAUCAAAAACUGAAUUAUGUAAAUAAUUAUUUGACUGAAUUAUUUGAUGGGCUUAAAUCAUUGCAUUUAUUAAGAGUUGUCUACAGUUCUGUCUGAGCCAGAUGCAAACGUAUCAAUAAUACUUUUUGUGACACAUGAAUACUUAUUUGGUUGUCAGAGGCACUCUGCUUAUUUGGUCAAAAUUGUAGAAAAUAUUACAAAUCUUUGGUUAACUUCUGGUCCUUAUUUAGAUAUUAAACGUGUGAUUCAGUCAUGAAUUUAUAUGAGAUGUCUGCAUUGCAACAGAUUUUGUGCCAUCACAAUAUUUUCUGUGUAUGUUCAAUUAUAGACUUUUAUUUUCAUGAUGAAUCCCUUUCCAUGUUACAUGAGCUAAGCAGCACUGUAAAUAUUACUUUUUUAAACAAAACUGGGUAACUCAAACAUCCUGGCUGUUGAACACAAGAUACUCAUACCUUUUGUCAGAGGCUUUUGAUAUAUUAGCACAGAUUUAAACACCAGCUUUUAAAAAUGCAGUACAUUUUACAAGCAAUCAUUUUCACACAGCCACGCAUAAGCCCUGGAUAAAUUCAGGAUUUCAUAACCGUUAUCAUUUCAACUCACACACUCAGUGUGUAACCCUACUUGACUGGAAAUGAUGCAAAAUACUACACUUUGUUUCGUUUUACUUCAAUUUAUGGGAUUCCAAAGAUGUAAACUGUUGUCAUUAUUUAAUGUGAAGUUAUUGUUUUUGGUUCCCACCCUACUGUCUGUAAUUCCGUGACAAUUAUGUGAUAACCUGUAUGUAUUUAUGUUAAUAUUAGACAUUAGACAGAUUGUCUGGAGGCUUUUGGAAGGGAUUUCAGAAGUAUGGUGUUCUGCAUGAUGUAUUAUAUGUUCAGUUAUUGAUGCCUUUGAGUUGUGGUGCUUGCAAAAUGGUGCAGAUUGCAAAGAAAGCCAAAACUAAUAUAAAACCAGAAAAGGUUGCAUGCUUGUGUUGUAGGACCAAACAACUACAGUUGCAAGGCUUUAAACAGUGUUUCUGUGACAUUGCAAUGAUUAUAAACAACAACUGAUCUUGAAAUGAAGCUGGAAAUAGGUGUCCAUGAUUACUGUACCAUCAUGUAAAUGUGUAAACAAUCGCAGACAGUUGUAUAACAAAGUGAUUAACAGCAAAGCUGAAUAAAAUAAAAGUUUUUGUACUCCUCCA